UGCCAUGGCAACGGGGCGGCCGGGCCUGCGGCGGGAAAAGCCAGAAAAGGUCGCCGAUGGCCGAGCCCCGCCCGGGCCCUCCCAGUGCUCCCAGUGCCUCCCAGUACUCCCAGUUCUCCCCUCCCAGUGCUCCCAGUGCCCCCCAGUGCUCCCAGUUCCCCCCUCCCAGUGCCCCCCAGUGCUCCCAGUUGCCCCCUCCCAGUCUGGAGGGGCUCAUUCCCCCCUCCCACUUUGUGCUGCGCCCCAGGUCCCUGGGGGCGGAGCUUGAGGCAGAAAGGGGGCGUGGCCAUGAAUUGGAGGUGGAGCUGAAAGCACUGAAGGGGCGGAGCCAGCACCUGGAGGCAGAGCUUGAAGCAGAAAAGAGUCGGAGCCAUCGGCUGGAGGCGGAGCUUGAAGCAGAAAAGGGGCGGAGCCAACAGCUGGAGGCAGAACUUAAGACAGAAAGGGGGCGGAGCCAAGUGCUGAGGGUGGAACUCGAUGCCCUGAGGGGGCGUGGCCAGCAAUUGGAGGCAGAGCUGGAUGCAGAAAAGGGGCGGAGCCAAAUCCUGGAGAUGGAGCUGGAGACCUUCAGGGGGCGGGGCCUCAGCCCAGAGGGGGCGGAGCCAAGCCCGGAGCAGGUGCUGCUGGGCCGCUGGCGCCAGAAGGUUUUCCAGCUGCUGCUGCAGGUGAGCCUGCAACGGGGCCAGGAGCUACGGCUGCAGGGACAGGUACGCUCCCUGGGUGCUGCAGUGGCCGCCAGGUCCCGCCAGGUGUCGCUGUUGGAGCUGCGGCUGCGCCAGGGGGAGCAGGAGAGACAGGCCCUGUCCCAGGAGCGGCUCCGGGCGGAGGCGGCCGAGGAGGAGCUGGGGAAACUGGGCCAGGCCCUGAGCCGGCUGUUGGGGACACUGGGCGUGGCCCUGGCCGAUGUCACCAUGGCUGUCGGGGCCCUGGGGACCCUCAGUGAGCGCCUGGGACGGGCCCAGCACCGACUGCAGGCUCUGGUGGCCUCAGGGCGGCUCCGGUGGCGGCGGAAACCAGAGGGGACAGCAGGGGACAGCAGCACGGUGGCCCCGGAGGUGACAUCGGAGAAGGUGAGGAGGUGGCACCGAGGGGCCAGGGGUGGCUCUGUCCCCAGGGUGUCACUCCCAUGUCCCCCCCAAGCCACCAAGGGUGGGGACAGGACCCAGCCACGCCCAGGCACAGUGUCCCUGGCCCCGUUGGUGACGCAGCUCCAGGCCCUCGGUGCCGCCAUCCUCGGGGACAUUGGGGACCCCGCAGUGCCAGCGCCCCCGUGGGGACACCGGUGAUGUCAUCGGGGACACAGGUGACAUCAUCAGGGAGCGGUGGCACUGCCAGGACAGAGAUGACAUCACUGUGGAGGUGGUUACAUCACUAUGGUGAUGCUGAUGAUGUCACUAUGAUGGUGAUGACAUCAUGGCUCUGCCCCAGCCCUGGCUCGGUGUCACUUUGUCCCUGCCCAGCCCCUGAUGUCCCCAAAGCUGCCACAACCAUCCCAGAGGGUCCUCGAAGAGUCCCUAAUGUCCCCAUGGAGCUUCUUUGGUGUCCCCAACCCCCCCAAUGGCCUCCUGGUGUCCCCACAUGUCCCAGGAAUGUCCCCAGUUUACCCAA
Molecule: messenger RNA, 1608 nt
Organism: Melozone crissalis (California towhee)
Lineage: Eukaryota; Metazoa; Chordata; Aves; Passeriformes; Passerellidae
Gene: CCHCR1
Product: coiled-coil alpha-helical rod protein 1
Exons: 10
Coding region: 57-1286 (409 amino acids)
Source: RefSeq, a predicted model, not a curated record